GAAUCAAAACCUCAAACUCAAACCCAAAUAUCCGUCUGAAAAGGCUAAUAUAUAAUCCUGGUAGGUCAUUUUUCUUAAAUAAAACCUAACAAAUCUCCCACAAAUAUAAACACAAAAUUCUCCAAAAAACAAUGGAGGUUACAACAUCAUCACCAGUCCUCCCCUGGAAAACCCGCAUUGCCAUCUCCGUCGCCUCCUUCAUCACCGACUUCACUCGCCGCCCCAACGGCACCGUCAACCGCCGUCUCCUCAACGCUCUCAACGUCAAAUCACCCACCUACCCCGACCCCUUUAACGGCUUUAAAUCCUACGAUGUCACCGUGGAUCGAACCCGGAACCUGUGGGUUAGGAUUUACCUGCCGGUAACCCAAGACUCCGAGCCGGCCCACCUGCCGGUCAUUUUCUUUUUCCACGGUGGUGGUUUUGUUUAUAUGAGUGCUGAUAGUAGGAACUACGACGCCGUUUGCCGGAGAUUUUGUACGAAAAUUCCGGCGGUAAUGGUGUCGGUGAAUUAUAGGUUGGCGCCGGAAUAUCGGUAUCCGGCGCAGAUUAACGAUGGGUUUGAUGCGUUGAAGUAUUUGGAUGAGAAUAACAAGAAGGAUAAGCUUUUGCCGGAUUAUGCUGACAUGUCGUGCUGUUUUUUAGUCGGAGACAGUGCCGGAGGAAAUAUUGCUCAUCAUGUGGCUGUCAAAGCCGCUGGGUUUUCGUUUCAGCAACUCAAGGUGAUAGGCCUUGUGGCAAUUCAACCAUUUUUCGGGGGAGAAGAGCGAACAGAAUCAGAAAGAAGGUUAGUGAAGGCUCCCAUUGUCAACAUCUCAAGAACAGAUUGGAUGUGGAAGGCACUCUUGCCCGACUCGGACCGCGAUCACGAGGCCAUCAAUGUCAGCGGUCCGAAGGCUGUGAACAUAUCAUCGUUGCUGGAAUUUCCAGCCACAUUAGUGGUCAUAGGUGGUUUUGAUAUAUUGCAAGAUUGGCAAAGGAGAUACUAUGAGUGGCUUAGAAGCCACAACAAACAAGCGACUAUAUUAGAGUAUCCGACUAUGGUUCAUGCAUUUUAUGUGUUUCCAGAGCUGCGUGAAGCAGGAUAUCUAAUUGGAGAGAUCAGACAGUUUGUUCACAAUCAGAUGAGUGCACUUUCCAAGGGCGUUCCCUUUGUUUCUAUGUGACAAAUCUCGAUAUCAUUCUUGGAGACUCUUGAAACAAUACAAGUUCUCGGGGGUGAAUUUGAAGUUUUUAUACACCUCAGGCAAGCAGAGCAACUAGAAGGUCUAUACACCCUUGAGUAUUUUUCAGGUUCUUAUGUAAAUUAAUC
Molecule: messenger RNA, 1312 nt
Organism: Daucus carota subsp. sativus
Lineage: Eukaryota; Viridiplantae; Streptophyta; Magnoliopsida; Apiales; Apiaceae
Product: probable carboxylesterase 18
Exons: 2
Coding region: 132-1166 (344 amino acids)
Molecular function (GO): hydrolase activity
Source: RefSeq, a predicted model, not a curated record